Molecule: messenger RNA, 1581 nt
Organism: Scedosporium apiospermum
Lineage: Eukaryota; Fungi; Ascomycota; Sordariomycetes; Microascales; Microascaceae
Exons: 2
Coding region: 1-1581 (526 amino acids)
Source: RefSeq, a predicted model, not a curated record
AUGCCUUCCGUAGGAACGUACGUUGCCAACGGCAUGUCCGAUAUGUUAUUCCAGUGGACUGCCGCGGGGGUCAACGUUUACGUCCUACAGGGAUCGUUUGCCGGCCCAAAGGUCAACAUGACCGGCAAUCGGGUUGCUGGCGUCCUUGCUUAUCAGCAGGGCGGCGAGGAGCAACUCAUGGCCGCGACCUUCUCCGGUGGGGUUGGCCACCCCGAAGAUACCGAAAUGGUUCUCGGACCGGAGUGGGUCAAAAACGUCAAGCACCUGGCCAAGAUCAUGGGCCUGAGUGUCGGCAGCAUCUUCGACGGACCGAAGAGCCGCGGCCACGCCGGGAGGUGGCAUUGCUCGCACUGCGAGAAAAAGCUGGCCGCUUUUGCGGUGUCGACUCUUCUGGCCAGAAUUGGCCAGCUCCCGGAGGAGUUCGACGAGGUCAGCCUGUACGACCUUGAAAAGGUCAGGCGCCACGACUGGGGCGUGGGCAAUGAGCCGCGCCUGGAGAUCCACAUCACCAGGUCUCCGUGCCAGCUAUGCGUCAAAUUUGUACGCUACCUGGCGGCUUUUAUGAACGUGGAUCUUUCGAUCCGCGUUGGUGGGCUUCUGCGGGCUGUAGAGCCCGAUCAGUUCCCGGGCCGCCGCGUCCCAGAGCUCGCCAACCAUGACGACGAGGACAAGGACGAUCUGGAGUUCGAUCAGGACAACGCGGUAGAUGUCCCGGUCGAGCUCCGCGAAGGUCUCCUCGCGGCUUUGAACGCUGCCAACCCUCGCAACGUUCUGUCGCGCACUCCUGAGGAGUUGCGUGAGAAGUCCUGGGCUGCUCAGACACCUGAGGUCGAAGAGGAGGAGGACGAUGCUGGUGAGCCCACUGCUCACCAGCAAAUCCCCUCUUCUUCCACGGUUCGCGAUGACUCCGAGGACCCUGCCUAUCGGCGACAGGGAGUAGACCCCCGGCUCCUGUUCGACCCGCCGUUCCCGACCACCCCCACCACCCCCUCGACCGAGUACAGCGACGACGAUGAGGACGUCGAUGACGACCAUGGCGACUACCCUCCCUCCGAUUCCGAUCCAGAAGAAAUCAGCGAGGAGGAGUUUAGGGCCACAUCGGUCAUCCAACCCAAGGACUGUGACAUUCCGCUGCCGUCGAUCGAAUUUGACGAAGAGGUUGAGGACCUCGGCGAACGGUUGGUGGAGAAUUCCGAUGAGAGUGAGGAUUCCGAGGACGAGGAUACCGAAGAUGCGCCUACUCCCGAGCCCGCUCCCGCUGUGGUAUCGUCGAGGAUUCGCCAGCAGAUUCGCAACCACGGCUACACCGGUCCUGUGCUUCUGCGACAACAAACUCCCUACCCCAAGCCUAGGCCGAGCCCACUAUUCUCGACGCCCUCCCGUGGCCAGAAGAGGUCCCGUGACGAAUCCGAUGAGAUUGGCGAGAGUCCCUCUGCUCCCGAGCGCGGGCCCUUUACCAACAACGACGAGAGUCCUUCUGCUCCCAAGCGCAGACGCCUUACCGACGACGACGAUACCGAGGAGGUCGAAGAGAGCUCUCAGGGAGCGGAGAAGCAGCAUGAGUCCCACUACUGGGUCUAG